AUGGUAAAUAAACCAUUGAGUAAAUUCUACGUGGUUAAGAGAGGGGGUCGUAAAGAAGAAGUUCAUAUAGAUAAAAUUACUUCUCGAAUACAGAAAUUAUGUUACGGUUUAAAUAUGGAUUACGUGGACCCGGUGAGCAUCACCUUGAAAGUGGUGAAUGGUUUGUACCCAGGGGUUACUACUGCAGAACUGGAUGCUCUAGCUGCAGAAACUGCAGCAACUUUAAGUGGAGAUCAUCCGGAUUAUGCUACACUUGCUGCUAGAAUUGCCAUUUCUAAUCUUCAAAAAGAUACAAAGAAACAGUUUAGCGAUGUAAUCGAUGAUUUAUUCAACAUGUAUGACGACACGUUACAAGAAAAAAUCCCUUUAAUCUCUGAAGAAAUUCAUAAAAUCGUUACCAAAAAUGCUGAACGUCUUAAUUCCUGUAUAAUCUACGACAGAGAUUUCGCUUAUAACUAUUUUUCUUUUAAAGAACUAGAAAAAUCGUACUUGUUAAAAAUCAACGGUAAAGUAGUUGAAAGACCACAACACAUGUUAAUGAGAAUAGCGGUGCAAAUACAUUUAGAUAACAUCGAUGAUGUUAUCAAUACUUACAAUCUUUUAUCGGAAAAAUAUUACAUACAUUCCACCAAUACUAUACUAUUGGCUGGUAGUCCCAAACCUCAGAUGUGCUCUAGCAUAUCCAUGAUGAUGCCAGAUGAUUCAAUUGAAGGUAUUUUUGAUUGCAUACGUUUGUGUGGUGUCACUUCUAAAUUUACAGCAACGAUAGGGCUCAACAUUCAAAACAUCAGAGCUAAAGGAACCUACAUAGCGGGCACAAAUGGUGUCUCAAAUGGAUUGGUCCCAAUGUUGAGAGUAUUCAACAACAUGGCAUGCUAUGUAGAUCAACUAAACACCAACAGUAUCGCAGAAAUAGCUGUUUACAUAGAACCCUGGCAUUCCGAUAUAUUAGAAUAUCUAAAUUUAAGUAAACCUGGUGGUAAAGAGGAGGUACGUACUAGGGAGUUAUCCUAUGCUCUUUGGGUACCAGAUUUGUUUAUGAAACGAGUGGAAUCUAAUGGAAAGUGGUCUCUAAUGUGCCCGCAUCAAUGUCCUGGACUAAUCGACACCUAUGGAGAAGAGUUCGACAAGAUUUAUCAACAAUACGAAUCUGAAGGUAGAUACACAAAACAAAUCCCGGCUCAAGAUCUAUGGAGGGCCAUCAUCGUCCUUCAAGCGGAAACCGGAGGGCCAGUCAUGAUGUACAAAGACGCUUGCAACAGAAAAAGUAACCAACAACACGUCGGUACGAUCCGAGGGGGUAGUUUCAGCGGUGACGUGGUACAAUACACGUCGGCCAAAGAAAUCGGUUCGUGUCCGCAAGCCUCUAUAGCUGUAAACAUGUUCGUUAGUCCCGAUAAAAAAAGUUUCGAUUUUGUUAAAUUGAAAGACGUUGCUAAGAUCGUAGCUAAAAAUUUGGAUAAGAUCAUCGAUGUUAAUUUUAAUCCUCUGACUGAAGAGCAGGUUUCUUUGUUGAAUCAUCGUCCUAUUGGUGUUGGUGUUCAAGGAUUAGCAGAUGUUUUCAUUUUGAUGCAUAUAUCGUUUGAUAGUGAUGAAGCCAAGGCUGUGAAUAAGCAGAUUUUCGAGACUGUGUACUAUGGGGCUCUUGAGGCUAGCUGCGAUUUGGCAGAGUUGAAUGGACCUUAUCCCACAUAUGAAGGCAGCCCUGUAAGCAAAGGUAUUCUCCAGUACGAUAUGUGGAACGUCACCCCAUCAGCCCUAUGGAACUGGACAACACUAAAACAACGUAUUGCCAAAUCAGGCGUUCGUAACUCGCUGCUAGUUUCCCAAAUGUACGCUCCGAUAUUAUCCAGACUAUUUGGCAAUAGCGAAUCUGUCGACCUCUAUCGGUCGUUCUACUUCACCAGACGAGUGACUUCCGGAGAAUUCCCCGUCGUAAACCCCUACUUACUGAGAGAUCUGGAUGAUAAAGGCAUCUGGGACGACAAAAUCAAAGAAGCAAUUGUUACAAACGGCGGUUCUAUACAGAAUAUCGCGGAAAUCCCCGCGGAUUUGAAAGCCGUGUACAGAACGGCUUGGGAAGUGUCUCAAAAGAGUGUCGUCAACAUGGCCGUAGAUAGAAGUGCUUUCAUCGACCAAUCACAAAGCAUAAACAUUCAUAUCAUGAAUCCGAACUACGGUAGUUUAACUUCGAUGCACUUCUAUGGUUGGCGGUACGGUUUAAAGACAGGAAUGAACAAGUUGAAGACCAAAUCUGCGCCUAAAGUGUUCCAGAAGGUUGGUAAAAGUGCUGCUGUCGUUGAAGUCGAAGAUGAUAUAGAAGAGAUGAAGAAGAAGCUGAGGGAAGAGGAAGAGAACAAUAUGGCGAGUUUGGUAUGUUCAUUGCAGAAUAGGGAUGCUUGUGAUAUGUGCGGGGCUUAA
This is a messenger RNA of Psylliodes chrysocephalus, 2421 nucleotides long. The record is from the annotation of a GenBank genome assembly. Lineage: Eukaryota; Metazoa; Arthropoda; Insecta; Coleoptera; Chrysomelidae.